UAUAAGCGUGCGCGGAUUUUUUACCGGCAUUCGAACUAGUUCAACCAAACUAGGCAAUCCUAAACAAUCAAAAAUGAGAUUCGCCGUACUUAUCGCCUGCGUUGUGGCAGUUGCCAGCGCUCAAUUCAACCAGGGACAAUACUUCCCCCAAAAGGAUCAGAGUGGUCAGUACCAGAAGCCCAACCAAUACAAACCCUUCAACAACCAAUUCAAUGGACGUAACCAAUACAACCGUUACCAACCCUACCAGCCCACCUACAAACCUUUCGUCACUUCCACCGCCUACCCCAUCCGCCCCGCAGUAACCGUUACUCAGGCCCCAGUUGCCGUUGCUGAAGUCAAGUUAGCCCCUGUCUCAGCCCCAAAACCAGUCUCAUACCCCGCCGUUGCUGUCGCCAAGGUUGCCGCUGAUGCUCGUUCCGCUGAAACCCUGAAGUACGGUAACGCAGUCGAAGCUGACGGCAGCUACAACUACUUCUUCGAGACCAACAACGGUAUCACCGCUCAAGCCCAGGGUGUCCCACGUACCUUCAGCGGUAACCCCCCAGUAUCCCCAUCUGUGUCCCAAGGAUCUUUCUCCUGGACCUCUCCCGAAGGAGAAGUUAUCUCAAUGACCUACGUCGCCGAUGAGAACGGUUACCAGCCCCAAGGAAACGCUAUCCCCCAGCCCCCAGAAGUACCCGCCCAGAUCGCCCGCGCUCUGGAGUACAUCGCUAAAUACGCCCCCGUCGUCAGGGAAUAAAUAGGAUCAACAAUGACAUUCACAUCAAACUAGUUUAAAAUUAGUGCCAUUAUUCUGUUGUUGCAUUUUCUUUAUCUGUUAUCGUGUACAAACAAAUAAAUUAUAAAAUUAUCUGUA
Pieris brassicae (large cabbage white) is the source of this 859-nucleotide messenger RNA. Its product is annotated as larval cuticle protein LCP-22-like. The record is from RefSeq and is a predicted model, not a curated record. Lineage: Eukaryota; Metazoa; Arthropoda; Insecta; Lepidoptera; Pieridae. Gene Ontology annotation, cellular component: chitin-based extracellular matrix. The transcript is spliced from 4 exons. The coding region runs from base 74 to 742 and encodes 222 amino acids. Gene Ontology annotation, molecular function: structural constituent of chitin-based larval cuticle.